Mugil cephalus (flathead mullet) is the source of this 5994-nucleotide messenger RNA. RefSeq names its product myosin IIIA (gene myo3a). Lineage: Eukaryota; Metazoa; Chordata; Actinopteri; Mugiliformes; Mugilidae. Gene Ontology annotation, biological process: protein phosphorylation. Gene Ontology annotation, molecular function: protein kinase activity; protein binding; cytoskeletal motor activity. The transcript is spliced from 37 exons. The record is from RefSeq and is a predicted model, not a curated record. The coding region runs from base 88 to 5607 and encodes 1839 amino acids. Gene Ontology annotation, cellular component: myosin complex.
CGUGCAUACAGUAAAUACAAGCCCAGUUAUUCAUUAUUUGUGCACUCUCACACAGACUCUGGUUAAUGCCACAUCCCUAAACAACUAAUGAAAAGUGACAGCCAGCCAGCCAGCGCUACGGGGCACACAAGGCGAUCUCUCCUGAAGAUGUUUCCACAAUCAGGGAAGUCGAUUGUCUUUGACAACUUUCCCGAUCCAACCGACACCUGGGAAAUCAUUGAGACAAUUGGGAAAGGCACCUAUGGAAAAGUCUACAAGGUGCUCAACAAAAUUGAUGGAAGUAAAGCAGCUGUUAAGAUACUCGACCCCAUCCAUGACAUCGACGAGGAGAUCGAGGCAGAAUACAACAUCCUCAAAGCUCUGUCUGACCACGCCAACGUCGUCAAGUUUUAUGGCAUGUACUACAUGAAGGACGUGAAAUGCGGGGAUCAGCUGUGGCUCGUACUGGAGCUCUGCAAUGGUGGCUCGGUGACAGAUCUGGCCAAAGGCAUGCUGAAGAGAGGGGACAGGAUGGAUGAAGCCAUUAUUGCCUACAUCUUGCACGAGGCCCUCAUGGGCCUGCAACACCUGCACAUCAACAAAACCAUCCACCGUGACGUCAAAGGCAAUAACAUCCUUCUGACAACGCAGGGAGGAGUCAAACUUGUGGACUUUGGUGUUUCGGCCCAGCUGACAAAUACCCGUCUGAGGAGGAACACCUCUGUGGGAACUCCCUUCUGGAUGGCUCCGGAGGUAAUAGCGUGUGAGCAACAGCUGGACUCAACAUACGACGCCCGUUGUGACGUCUGGUCCCUGGGCAUCACUGCCAUAGAGCUGGGAGAUGGAGACCCACCCCUCUCUGACCUCCACCCAAUGAGAGCACUUUUCAAAAUACCCAGAAACCCUCCGCCUACUCUCCACCAGCCCGAGCUCUGGUCAGAUGACUUUAAUGACUUCAUCUGCAAGUGUCUGAUUAAGGACUUUGAGCUGAGACCUAAUGUGCUAGACCUGCUCCAGCAUGUGUUCAUCAAGCAGAUUGUUGGCAGAGAGAAAACCCUUCAGAAACAAUUGAUUGAACUCAUUGAUCUCAACCAACAAAUAGGAGUGAUUGAAAAAACAAGCCAUCAUGGAAAGACAGACAGAAGCACAGACAGUAAUGACAGGCAUGAACGUAUACACACUAAAAAAGGAAGCCACAUGAAGACGCAAACGGACGCAGACGAGGUGGAAGACCUCGCCACUCUUGAAGUUCUCGACGAGAACACAGUGUCAGAGCAUCUCCAGAGUCGCUAUGGAAGAGAUCAGAUUUACACAUAUGUGGGAGACAUCCUCAUCGCGGUCAAUCCUUUCCAUAAGAUGGAGAUAUACACUCCUGAGCACACAAAGAUGUAUAUAGGAGCUAAACGCACAGCUAACCUGCCGCACAUCUUCGCUGUGGCUGAUGUUGCCUACCAGUCAAUGGUGUCAUACAACACAGAUCAGUGUAUUGUGAUCAGUGGGGAAAGUGGAGCCGGGAAGACGGAGAGUGCUCACCUGUUGGUGCAGCAGCUGACAGUUCUCGGGAAGGCUAAUAAUCGGACGCUGCAGGAGAAGAUCCUGCUGGUCAACAGCCUGGUGGAGGCAUUCGGAAACGCCUGCACCGCCAUAAAUGACAACUCGAGUCGCUUUGGCAAGUACCUGGAGAUGAAGUUCACCUGCGGGGGAACGGUGGUCGGAGCACAGAUAUCCGAAUAUCUGCUGGAGAAAUCCAGAGUCAUUCACCAGGCGAUUGGGGAGAGGAACUUCCACAUCUUCUACUACAUUUACGCUGGUCUGGCUGACAGGAAGAAACUAGCCCACUACAAGCUCUCUGACAGUAAAACACCUAAAUAUCUGUGCAACGAGCACAUUAAAUUAGGGCCUGACAUAGUGAGCAACGCCUUCUACAAGGAGCAGUUUGAUGCAGUGGAGCAGUGUUUCAAAGUCAUUGGAUUCACCCUGGAGGAGCUGGGCUGCGUUUACAGCACUCUGGCUGCCAUCCUCAACGCCGGUGAUAUCGAGUUCUGUCCCGUCGCCUCUGAGCAUCAAACAGACAAGAGCAACAUCUGCAACAUGGCUGUCCUGGACAAUGUGGCAUCGCUGCUGUGCAUCCGCUCAGACGAGCUCCAGGAAGCCCUGACCUCCCACUGCGUUGUGGCCCGGGGAGAGACAAUCGUCAGGCCCAACACGGUGGAGAAGGCGGUGGAGGUGAGGGACGCCAUGGGUAAAGCUCUCUACAGCCGCCUCUUCAGCUGGAUUGUCAACCGAAUCAACACGCUGCUGCGGCCUGACAGCCACCUAGGAGAGGACGAGAAGGGCCUGAACAUCGGCAUCCUGGACAUCUUCGGUUUUGAGAACUUCAAGAAGAACUCUUUCGAGCAGCUCUGCAUCAACAUCGCCAAUGAGCAGAUCCAGUUUUACUUCAACCAGCACAUAUUUGCUUGGGAACAGGAUGAGUACCUGAACGAAGAGGUUGAUGCCCGGCUGAUUGAGUACGAGGACAACCGGCCGCUCCUGGACCUGUUCCUGCAGAAGCCCAUGGGGAUGCUGUCACUGCUGGAUGAGGAGAGCCGCUUCCCACAGGCCACUGACCAGACACUCGUAGAGAAAUUUGAAGACAAUCUCAAGACAAAAAGCUUCUGGAGGCCAAAGAGGGUCGACCUUGGCUUCGGUAUUCACCACUAUGCUGGAAAGGUGAUUUACAACGCUGCGGGCUUCUUGGCCAAGAACAGAGAGACUCUUCCGGCCGACAUCGUCCUGCUGCUGAGGUCUUCAGAGAAUGAGCUCAUUCGCAAACUUGUCACUCAUCCCCUCACAAAAACAGGCAACCUUGCCCACACCAAGGGUAAAGGCAUAAACACAAUGCGAAGCCCGCGGACCCCGACACGCACCAUCUCCUUCGCCAAGAUGGGAGUGCUAACCUUAUACAGUUCUUUUUCUCUUAGUGAGCCAGGUGAAGCUGGAGAGACGGCUUGUCACCCUAGAGAAACCACCAACAUGAGAACACAGACAGUGGCCUCCUAUUUCAGAUACUCUCUGAUGGACCUGUUGUCCAAAAUGGUGGCGGGGCAGCCUCACUUUGUGCGCUGCAUCAAGCCCAACAACGAUCGCCAAGCGCACAAGUUUGACCGGGAGAAGGUUCUGGUUCAGCUGCGGUACACCGGCGUUCUGGAGACGGCCAAGAUCAGACGGCAGGGUUACUCUCACCGCAUCCUGUUUGCUAACUUUAUAAAGAGAUACUACAUAUUGGCUUUCCAUGCUGACGAGGAGCCAGCUGCGACUCCGGAGACUUGUGCGGCAAUACUGGAGAAGGCCAAGCUGGAGAACUGGGCGAUGGGGAAGACUAAGGUGUUCCUCAAGUACUACCACGUCGAACAUCUCAAUCUGAUGGUACAGCAGGCCACGCAGCGAGUCAUCCUGCUCCAGGCGUGCGUUCGCGGCUGGUUGGGAGCCAAGCGCUACCGGCGGAUAUUAAAAGAGCGAGAGCAGAGCGCCGUGGUGCUGCAGUCAGCUUACAGAGGUCAGAAAGCUCGGAAAAGGGUCGCUGAGGACAAGAGCAAAGCCAAGUUGGAGGCCUUCAUCGUCCAGUUUCAGGCUGUUUGCAGGGGCUACCUUGCAAAAAAGAAAUACAAGGAGCUGGUAGAUGAGAAGAACAAAGCAGCAACCAAGAUUCAGGCUCGCUACAGAGGGCACAAGGAAAGGAAAAGCUUCAAGAGAAAACAGGAAGCCAGAGAGAAAGAGAAAGAGGAGAAGGCUCUCAAAGAAAAGGAGGAACAGAUGCCAGAACCUGAGAAAAGCACCAAUGAAGAAAGUGCCUCUGCUGCAGAAGACAAAGCAAAGAACGAGGACGAGGAGGAGGAAGCCAAAGCCGCCGUGGUUCUUCAGAGCAACUUCAGGGGUUACAAAGAGAGGAAGAAGUUUAAGGAGAGAAAAAAGACGAUGGCCGGGGCAGAGCUGGGGAUACCGAGUGAGGAAAAUAAAAAAGUUGCUCCAGGAGAAAAGACAACCGAUAAACAAGAGGAGAAUGAUGAAGAUGAAGAAAGUACUUAUGAGGCGGAGGAGAAUGACGACAGUGAUCACACUCAGGUGCCAGAAGACGAAGAGCAUACAGAAGUGGCGGAUGAAGCCGUGAUUGGGGACGCAGAUGGUGGGAAUGAAGGGAACGAGGAAGGUAAGAAGAAAGAGGAGGAAAGUGGAGAGGAAAAGACCGCAGGGGAUGAAGCUGUUGACUUAGAGGAGGAAACCAAAGCAGCCACUGUUCUCCAGAGUAACUUCCGCGGUCACAAAGAGAGAAAGAAGUUGCAGGAAGAAGGCAAGAUCCCAGCUAAGAAACAGAAAGAAAAAGAAGAAGAAGAGAAGGAAAAAGAAGAAUCAACAGAAGCUGAAGCUGAGGCUUCUACGAGUGAUGAUCCAGACGAGGCCAAAGCUGCCGUUGUGCUUCAGAGCAACUUCCGUGGGCACAAGGAACGCAAACGACUCGAGGAGGAGGGAAAGAUUCCCAAAAAACGGAAGACGGAACCGGGGGAUUCACCAGAGCCUCCAAAAGAUGAGGCGGAGGAACCAGUGCCUGAAUGUCAGGAGGACAUUCGUCCUGAGAACCUGGAGGGACUGGACGAGGAAAAAGCAGCUACUGUCCUUCAGAGCAACUUCAGGGGCCAUCGAGAUAGGAAGAAACUAAAAGCAGAUAGAGAAGCACAAAAGAAAACUCCCGAUGAUGCAGAAGAGGAGGAGGUGAAGGAGGAUGCCCUGGAUGUAACGGAUGUGAUGAUAGAACAUAAAGACGAGGCCGAGGCUGAAAGAGAAAGACUGGAGGAGGAACAGGCUGCGGUGAAGAUCCAGAGUAACUUCAGAGGCUACAAGGACAGGAAGAACCUGAAGGCCAACAAGCAAACGGCGCAGGAUGAGGCCGAGCAACUAGAACAAUUCUCCAAAGAGCUCACAAAGUCUUCUCAGGACUUUCUCACCCUGCAGCAGAAGUUGAAUGAUAUCAUCCAGGCCCAUCAAUCAAACCCGGAUAGCGGUGGCAUGUUUGUGAGGGGAAAGUCAAUCAAUGGCUACGCUCCCCAGCAUCACCAAUCAACUGACAAGAGGUUGUCUAGAACCCCUCGCAGGACACAGCCCCCGAAGACCCUGAACACACCGGAGGACUCCACCUAUUACAACCUGAUUCAUCGAUCUGUCCAGGAUGACAAACGCAGGCCCCGGAAAGAGGAUCCAGGGAAGCUGCUGGAUGUGGACGACCAGUACUACCGGGCGCUGCCCACCAGCCGGUCCGAACCCUCCAUAUCCACAGAGGAGCCUUCGCCCAGCGGCAUGCCCGAGAGGAGGCGCUCCGUGGAGAGGAGACGCUCCAUGGACAGGAGACGGUCCGUGGACAGGAGGCGUUCGAUGGACAAGAGGCAGCCCGCGGACCAGAGGCCGCCUGGAGCCGGCCGGCCGACCAGAGAGAGAGCCGUCACCGAACCAGAGCUUUCCAGACCUCCCAGGGACAGCAGGCGUUUGGGUCCCAGGAUGUCCUCCACAGAGAGUCGCGGCGAGGACAAUCCCUACGACUUCAGACAUCUGCUGAGGAAGACGUCACAGAGACGAAGGCUCAUCAAACAGUACUGAACACGGGGAGGAAACUCGUCACCAAAAUCUGAAUAUUUUAUCAUGUUACAAAUGACACUGCACUCUAACAUAAACAUUUCAGCUUUCACAACACCUUUAGUUAGACAAAAAAAAAAAAACUGCUGACUUCGCUGGACACGUUGAUUUCCACGCUACAUGCUGAACACAGGAUAGAGUGAAUGUAAAUAAUAAGAGAACAUAAACUUUCUGUAAAUGUAGAUUUGUUCAUGAGAUGUGUGAUCUAGUCAUUGAUACAUGUUGAAGUCUUUUCUCAGUUCAUUUGUCAAACAUAUCUGUUUAACUAUCAGCUUCACUGUUGUAAGAAAUGUACAUUCUCUGCUCUGCUGUAACAUCAGGUUUGAUCAAUUAAACCUAAAAUAUAUCAAA